GAGGUGAAACAUUUUAGGGUGCUGCCUCUGAAUCUGAAUUUCAACAAUAGACUAAAACGAUCCAGUCCUGGGCUUCUCUAAAUUCUUUUGUUGCUGACCAGACCUUAAUUUUAGGCUUUGGAGGGUGUGUCUAUGCGAAUGAACGACUGAAAACUCAGAAAACGAAAACUAGCUUUUACGGAAUUUCAAUUAAUUACGUUUCUCAAAACUAUGCAUCAUGCCCAUUUGUGGGCAUUGGAUGAAAAGAUAAAUCUUUCCAGAAGGGGCAGAGGAGGGAGAGGCAAUUCUGGGUGGGGAAGUUGGGAGAAAAGAAAAUCAGUGUCUCCUAGUCUUCGCCCAGUUUGGCUCGUUUGGGGUACUCCCCGACCCCGCGUUACCAGGCCCGUGAAUCCCACUCCCACCAGAGAAUUAGCGCGGGCGAAGAGCAAAGUGAAACUUAGUAGCCCGGAACUUUGCGUGCGGGGUUCCGGCAGCAGCACGCACCGGGAAGCGUUUGGGCGCUGCACCGCGCUGAUCCGUGCCCGUGAGUCCGGCGCGCAGAGGAGAAGGAGAAAGCUGACUCCUUAGGCCCGGGUAGUGGUCCUCGUGGUUUUCCUUGUAGUUCGUGGUCUGAGACCAGGCCUCAAGUGGAAACGGCGUCACCAUGAUCGCACGGCGGAACCCAGAGCCCUUACGGUUUCUGCCGGAUGAGGCCCGGAGCCUGCCCCCGCCCAAGCUGACCGACCCGCGGCUCCUCUACCUCGGCUUCUUGGGCUACUGCUCCGGCCUGAUUGAUAACCUAAUCCGGCGGAGGCCGAUCGCGACGGCUGGUUUGCAUCGCCAGCUUCUAUAUAUUACGGCCUUUUUUUUUGCUGGAUAUUAUCUUGUAAAACGUGAAAACUACCUGUAUGCUGUGAGGGACCGUGAAAUGUUUGGAUAUAUGAAAUUACAUCCAGAGGAGUUUCCUGAAGAAGAGAAGAAAACAUAUGGUGAAAUUUUUGAAAAAUUCCAUCCAGUACGUUGAAGUCUUCAAAAUGCUUGCUUCAGUUUCACUGAUACCUGCUGUUUCUGAAUUUGAUGGAAUAUGUUUCUAAUGACAGUUGAAGCUUAUGCUAAUCUGUAUGUUGACACCUUGUAAUUAAAGUAGUUACCAUGAGUACUCUGACUCUUUAUUGUUGUAAGAAAAAUAGUUCAUCAGAGAAUGGUCAGUUUCCAUUCACCCAUCUGAAAGAUUUUAAAAUGAGGUUGAAUUCUAGUUUAGAGUUAGCAGACUACCCAAAUCUGGCCUACUGCCGAUAAAGUCUCAUUGGAACACAGCCACGCUCAUUUGUUUACAUGUUGCUUAUGGUGACUGCCAUACUGCAAGAGCAGAACUGAGUAGUUGUGGUAGAGACCUAUGGCCUGCCGAAAAGGUUUGCCUGCCCCUGUCCUAGUGCAAAGUGAAUUUAGAGUGAGCCAGAUUAUGGAGGAUUCUGUGACUCUUGCCAAAUAAUUUUGACUUCAUCCUGUAGGUAUUAAGUCAUUAAGGCGUUUUAAAUCACACAGGUUUGUGUUUCUGAGCUGUCUGUAAUGAUAUAGAAGGUGGUUUAGAAGGAGGAGACUCCAGACAAGGAAAACAGAAAUCUUAUGUUGCCAAGUUGUCUUUGCUCUUAGGUGGAUUAUCCUGGAGAAAGUGGACUCAGGAGCUAAUACUGUCUACAGUGGAGCUUGGUGCAAUUAGCAAAAGACUGUACCUAACUGGAAUGAGGUUACUUUUUAUGGCUUAUCAAAUGCUUGUCCUGGCCCGAUGCAGUGGCUUAUGCCUGUAAUCCCAGUACUUUGAGAGGCUGAGGCAGGGUAGAUUGCUUGAGCCCAGGAGUUCGAGACCAACCUGGGCAACAUGGCGAAACACUGUCUCUACACAAAAUACAAAAAUUAGCCGGGCAUGGUGGCACGUUCCUGCAGUCCCAGCUAUUCAUGAGGCUGAGGUGGGAGGAUCUAUUGAGCCCUGGAAUUUGAGGAGGCAAUUAACUAUGAUUGUGUCACAGUUCACUGCAGCCUGGGUGACACUCCAGCCUGGGUGACAAAGGAGACCCUGUCAAAAAAAAAGUACUUGUCCCAAAAGUUUUUGUUUCCUAGCUUAGAAUUUAUAAUCAGAUUAGGUUUUAGAGAUAAAGUAUAUGUGGUUUUUUUUUUUGUUUUUUUUUUUUUUGAGACAGUCUUGUUCUGUCAUUAGGCUGGAGUGCAGUGGCGCAAUUUCGGCUCACGGCAACCUCCACCUCCCGGGUUCAAGCAAUUCUCCUGCCUCAGCCUCCCGAGUGGCUGGGACUACAGGUGCAUGCCACGAUGCCCAGCUGAUUUUUGUGUUUUUAGUAGAGAUGGGGUUUCACCAUGUUGGCCAAGAUGGUCUCGAUCUCUUGACCUUGUGAUCCACCUGCCUUGGCCUUCCAAAGUGUUGGGAUUACAGGCGUGAGCCACCGCGCCUGGCCUAUAUGUGAUUUCAAAUUGGGUGGCCUUAUAAAUAUAAGCAGAUGGUUUCUGGGCAAAAUCAAAUGAAUUCUGUCUCUGUUUUCUUGAGUACCAAUUGUAAAAACUGAAAUUAGGUUGAAGAAAGUGCUUUAGAAAUAAUAAAGAUGUACAAAUACAA
Pongo pygmaeus (Bornean orangutan) is the source of this 2605-nucleotide messenger RNA. It is a transcript of the gene NDUFC2, whose product is annotated as NADH:ubiquinone oxidoreductase subunit C2. NCBI's taxonomy places the organism in Eukaryota, Metazoa, Chordata, Mammalia, Primates, Hominidae. Bases 644 to 1003 code for a protein of 119 amino acids. Gene Ontology annotation, biological process: mitochondrial electron transport, NADH to ubiquinone. The transcript has 3 exons. Gene Ontology annotation, cellular component: respiratory chain complex I; mitochondrial inner membrane. The record is from RefSeq and is a predicted model, not a curated record.